AUGGCCAACAAUAAAGCAGUGGCAGAGCAGCGAGCACUCAACAUGAAGAAGAAGCUUCAGAGAAACCAGACGUUCAAGAAGGACUAUGUCAGCUUCAUGAACAACAUAAUUAACCAUGGCUACGCUGUAAAGGUGCCAGAUAAAGAAUUAAGCUGGAGUGAUGGAAAGGUGUGGUUUAUCCCACAUCAUGGCAUCUACCACCCUAAGAAGCACAAAAUACGUGUGGUAUUCAACUGUGGAGCUUCUAAUCAAGGCACCACACUCAACCAACAACUAUUGCAAGGGCCUGACAUGACGAGUAGUCUGAUUGGCGUCUUAUCAAGGUUCCGUCAAGAGCAAGUCGCAAUAAUGGCGGAUGUGGAAUCAAUGUUCCAUCAGGUGAAAGUCCCACCAGAAGAUGCCGACCUUCUCAGGUUCCUGUGGUGGCCAGAUGGCGACAUCACACAAGAGCUGCAAGAAUAUAGGAUGGAGGCACAGUACCGCACCACCGAACAGCGGUGUCCCCCCAGGCCGAGGAGUCCCCCCAGGCCGAGGAGUCCAGGAAGGAGCCCAUCCCAGCAAGAUGGUCCAGGACCAUGGACACCCCAUACCCCGGCUCCCGAUCUCCUGUCAGCAACGUCGCGGUACCGGUUACCGCACUCAGCUAGAACAUGGCCAACUUCGCCCUUCACUGGGCGACAGCACAAGUUGGUCGUGCCACCCAAGUCUCCUGACAAGAAGUUUGAUCUGAUUGUCGGAGACUCCCAUCUACGUGCCCUGGUAGAUGGUUUGGUUGACAUGCCAGAGGGAUGCCUUUCCUUUGGCUUCAUGUCAACCCCGGGGGCCUCUGCCUCUCAGCUGUGGACCGAGGUGCAACAUGCUGUGCUUCCUCGGAUCCCUGAGGCAGUUUGUCUGCUGGCCCCCAGCAACAACCUGACUGCCAGCAGGACUGUCAUUGAGGCUGCCAUCGACUUUGCCAAGCUCCUCACUACGGUGAGGAACCGCUGGCCCAAGGUGUUUGUUGUCGAUUUUCCUCCCCGCCUGAACGUCGAGGUGUCCUACCAAGACUUUCUUCGUCAGGAGUUCCACCGCGUUGCCGCUCGUAUGGGUGUGAAGUACUCCUCCGUGGCGGAGACCUUCCCGCUUACCCAACUGGAGCAGUGGAGCAGAAAAGAUGAUGUCCAUUUGAGCGAUCAUGAGGGGAUGGGGAUCCUCACACAGUUGCUGUGGUCUGCCGCCAUGCAGCAACUGGAGACACCACCACCAGCACCCCAGGUCUCUCCCAGGCCCUCGCAGCCACUUAGGAAAUUCUCUCCUAAGUUGGUUGUGGUGGGAGAUGUCCUUGCUCCACGGUCACCCGACCCAUUUCAGUGGCUUUUUUUUUCCCCAUUCCAGGAGAAGGAGUGCUCCUUCCCGCUGAACCCAGUCUGGUUCAGCAGCGCAACCUUGCGUGCUAUGGAAGAAGUCUCCCCUUCGACUCUCUCCUGCCCUGUGGACUGCCAGCCCUCUCCAAAGAGUAGACAGAAAAAGAAGGAUGACUACAGGUCCAGGAAGAAUACCACCAGAGGACCGCAGUGGAUCUCUCCACCAUUGAAAGUAAGGGAGGAGCAUUUUAUCAUUUUAAUUGACUGUUUUUUUUUUAAGUUGAUGAUCAAAUAUUUACUCAGUGCUGUGAAACACUUUCCCAUGAGUUUUAAUGACCAUAGUUUGUUUUAA
Messenger RNA from Larimichthys crocea (large yellow croaker), 1695 nucleotides. RefSeq lists its product as uncharacterized. Lineage: Eukaryota; Metazoa; Chordata; Actinopteri; Sciaenidae. The transcript has 10 exons. The record is from RefSeq and is a predicted model, not a curated record. The coding region runs from base 1 to 1695 and encodes 564 amino acids.